UGACGUCAGAACAUGGGACGCGUCGUGUGUUCUGAUUGGAUCGUUUCUUGGGGUUGGUUCUCGAGCUGCAGGUACUUAUAUGAAGGUCGCGACCAUUUACCGCCCUUCACCUCUUUCUUUCCAUCCUAUUUUCCUCUCUAUCGCGCCUCAUCGAUAAUUUGACAUGACGAAAGCGAGGAAAGUCAAAUCUACGCUGCAUUCGGUGAAGAUUCCUGCGAACAACAUAACUCACACGAGUUCGGAAUCGCCAAAGACACCCAAGACACCUAAGACACCCGCCGAUGAAGGCAUCGAUUUCUUCGAAUCGGCGUUCACGCAAGGAGAGGAGCCGAUACGCGUGUAUGAGCUACAGCUAGACCCCGAUGGCGGCCCGAACAAAGAUAGAUCGUAUAUGCGUCUACCGCCUGCGUACAAACCCUAUGUCCUUCGAGUAUCCAUAGAGGCUGGCACGCCUGCGGCUAAAAAUGGUGUAUUCAAGACUAACUUCCCACUUGAUGGUGGUCGCUUUUCUAGAGACCACUUCCCUGAGCGCAAGCUCCCAACCGACUUCUCGAAGCCUAUACGGGUCGAUCUGCCGAUCUCUCACGCAGGUGCAUUCGCCUAUUGGGUCGAGUACGACGGUGACGAACCAGGAACUCGAGUAAAGGGUCGUGAAGGCUACUUCAACAUAGACCCAGUUUUGCGAACUAGGGCGCGCACGCCGAUCAUCUCCGACGCUAGUAUUUCUAGCAGCGGAGGUGCAGUGCUUUCCGACAACGUCAAUCUCUCUCUCGAUGGUGUCUCUAUCCUCACGAUCGUAUCCAAAUGGAUGGGCUCUACUGAUGCGUGGAGAGACCACCUUGCUGAAGCCAGUGAACGCGGAUAUAACAUGCUGCAUUGGACUCCUCUGCAAGAAAGAGGCGAAAGCGAUAGCCCUUAUUCUAUCAGAAACCAGCUCAUAUACGAGCCAUCCAUGUUCACUGGCGGGAAGGCCGAUCUCGGUGAAGACGGAGGAAAGGCAAAAUUAGAGGGACUUCUGAGAACCGCGAGAGAGGAGUAUGGGCUUUUAAGUUUGACAGAUGUCGUUUUGAACCACACAGCGAACGAUAGUCCGUGGUUACUAGAUCAUCCAGAAGCAGGAUACAGCCCCGCUAAUGCACCUCACCUUACACCGGCGUUGGAACUCGAUACUGCAAUUGUCGAGUUCUCGGGUUCUCUAACAUCCAGGGGCCUCCCAACGACCGUUCAUUCUCAACAAGACAUUGAUACCCUAAUCAGCGAGUUCCAGGAACACGCUAAAAGUCUCAAUAUGUGGCAAUACUACGUCUUCAAUGUGAAAAACGAACGACAGUCGGUAAAGGACGCUGUAUCCGCCAACAACAUCAUUCCCUGGACAACAAAAGAUGUUGCACAAAAGAACGUUGUUCAGCUUGCGGAUAUCAUUCGCACAUCUGGCGUAAUCAAUGGAUAUCGUGCACUUGAGAAGCGCUUUGGAACAUCUGUUCCUGGCCCAGUCGCAGCAGGCUUCGUGAAAGCCGCAUUUGUCGAUGUCGAAGAUAAUGCAGACGCGUUGGCGGAUGCAUGGUCUCGUGUUGUGGAUGUUUUGAAUGUCCCCCUAUACGAAGAGUGGGAAGAAGAUACGAAAGUCGCCAUGGAGCAGAUCAAGGGUCGGCUGAAGUACAUUCGACUGGAGGAGAAUGGUCCCAAGUUGGGGCCGAUCACCAAAGAUCUCCCAUUGGUCGAACUCUAUUUCACUCGAUUACGUGGUAAGGCCGAGUCCGACCCCCAAACGUAUUCUUUAGCCAACAACGGUUGGAUCUGGAAAGCUGAUCCCCUGGUCAACUUCGCGCAGCCUCCGUCAAAAGCAUAUCUUCGUCGCGAAGUCAUCGUCUGGGAUGAUUGUGUCAAGCUUCGAUACGGCGAUGGGCCCGAUUCUAACCCCUGGCUGUGGGAGUAUAUGACGAAGUAUGUAACAUCGCUUGCAGAAACCUUCGACGGCUUCCGCAUCGACAACUGUCACUCAACCCCUCUGAACGUUGGCGUAUAUAUGUUGGAUGCCGCGCGAGUCGUGAACCCGAACCUAUAUGUUUGCGCCGAGCUCUUCACUGGCAGUGAAGAGAUGGAUACGCUCUUCGUUAGUCGAUUGGGCAUCAAUAGCCUUAUUAGAGAGGCCGGUAACGCUUGGGAUCCCAAGGAGUUCUCGAGACUGCUUUACAGACACGGUCUUGGAAAGCCAAUCGGUUCGAUGGACACUGCCUGUGUUACCAGCAAGGAAGAACUUCCACCACCUACUGGCAAGGGACCCACACGACCUUGUAUCGUCAUUCCUCAUAAUGGUUCUGCACCUCAUGCGCUUUUCUUCGACCUCACACAUGACAACGAGUCGUACCUCGACAAGCGAUCUGCGGAGGAUGCUUUAUCUACUGGUGCACUCGUGACAUUCUCUCACAGCGCAAUUGGCUCUGUCAAGGGAUUCGAUGACAUGUACCCGAAGUUGCUAAACCUCGUUGCUGAGAGACGUCAGUAUGAAGUGACGCGUUUGGGUGAAAAUAGCGGUAUUGCGAGGGCGAAGCGGAUUUUGAACUCGUUACAUACCGAAAUGGCUUUGCAUGGAUUCGAAGAAGGACAUGUUCAUCAAGAGAACGACUACAUUGUCAUGCACAGGGUACAGCCGACGACACAGAGGGGAUACAUUCUUAUUGCCCAUACCGCAUUCACCAAAGGUUCCAAGGAUAGGGGUUUCAUCAGCCCAAUCAAACUGCGUCGCACCAAGGCCAAGUUCGUCUAUGGAGCACACAUCAAAUUCUCAUCGUAUGAGAACAACAAGGAUCCAAAUUUGCUUCGGGGUCUUCCGGGCAAACUAGUCGAGAUGCGUGAGGUCGUUGCUCCUCAGGGAUUAGACAAUGAGGGGCCCUUCGCCGAGAUCAUCGUUCCGGAGUAUUUCCCGCCUGGAAGCAUCAUGCUCUUCGAGACUCAGCUACGAGGCAUUGACCCGGAUCUUGAUGCACUCUGUUCAUCUGGUGCGGAUGACGUGUUCGGUUCAUUGAAUCUCGUGGAUCUCAAUGUCGUCCUUCAUCGAGCUGAAGGCGAGGAGAGAGACCUCACCGCAGGCGACAUUGGAACCUAUAUCGUCCCCGGUUUGGGUAACUUGGUGUACUGUGGUUUGGAAGGUUGGAUGCACCCCCUCCGACAUAUCAUGCGAUACAACGACCUUGGACAUGCCCUGUGUGCGCACCUGAGAGAGGGUACAUGGGCAAUGGACUUCGUCGCUGCACGCUUGUUUAAGCAAUCCGAUACCUUCCCCAACUUAGUUGGUCCUGCUAAAUGGUUCCAGGAGAGGUUUGAUCGUAUCAAGAAGAGCGUUCCAAAUUUCCUUCGACCCAAAUACUUCGCUAUCGUCAUUUCGGAAGCGUACAAGGCUUCUCGUCGAUCCGUCGUCGAACAAUGCUCUGACUUUGUAUCAACUGGUCACUCCUUCACCCAGGAUUUGGCUUUGACUGCUGUGCAAAUGCUUGGUCUCGUUCAAUCAGCUUCUUUGGAUCCUGGAAAACCUACGCCUUCUCUUGCUGCCGGUCUGCCUCAUUUCGCAACCGGAUGGGCGAGGUGCUGGGGGCGAGACGUUUUCAUCUCAUUGCGAGGGUUGUUCCUCACGACCGGUAAUUUCCUGGAUGCAAAGCGUCACAUCCUAGCAUUUGCUUCUACUUUGAAACAUGGGUUGAUUCCGAACUUGCUGGAUUCACUGCGAAACCCACGGUACAACUCGCGUGAUUCUCCUUGGUGGAUGUUGCAGAACAUUCAGGACUACGUGAAUAUGGCACCUGAGGGACUCUCUAUUCUCUCCGAGCCUGUCAAACGUCGUUUCCCGCAAGACGAUACGUGGGUUCCUUGGGAUGAUCCUCGCGCUUAUGCGUACUCGAGCACCUUAGCCGAGGUUAUCCAGGAAAUUCUUCAACGACAUGCAGACGGCAUCCACUUCCGUGAACAUAAUGCUGGACCGAACCUCGAUAUGCAGAUGAAGGACGGAGGAUUCAAUAUCGACAUCCAAGUUGAUUGGACAACCGGACUCAUCUUUGGCGGAAACGAGUUUAACUGUGGAACAUGGAUGGACAAGAUGGGCGAGUCCGUCAAGGCAGGUACCAAGGGGAAACCUGGUACGCCUCGUGAUGGUGCACCAGUGGAGAUCACUGGUUUGUUGAAAAGCACGGUCCGCUGGUUGGAUCAGCUGUCCGAGGCUGGGGAAUUCCCAUUCAGGGGCGUUGACGCGAAAAUUGACGGCAAGCGAAGACUCGUCACAUACAAAGAAUGGUCAAACUUGCUGCAAGCUUCCUUCGAGGAGUGUUACUAUGUUCCUCUCGAUCCGGCCGAAGACCCCAAGUACAAUGUAAACCCUUCGUUGAUCAACCGCAGGGGCAUCUAUAAGGAUGUCUUUGGCUCCGGUCCUGGACGAGAAUGGUCAGACUACCAAUUCCGUCCCAACUUCCCGAUUGCAAUGACUGUCGCACCUGAACUUUUCGAGGAGAAGCAUGCGCUUCAUGCCUUAAAGUUGGCAGAUCAGGUGCUCGGGGGACCUUUGGGCAUGAAGACUUUGGAUCCUGCCGAUCUGCAGUACAGACCAUAUUACCACAAUUCAACUGAUGGUGAUGACGCAGCUAUUGCUAAGGGCCUGAACUAUCAUAAUGGUCCGGAAUGGGGUUGGCCAUUGGGUUACUUCUUGCGGGCGUACCUCUAUUUCGAUACUCGCGUUGGGGUUGGUAACGGGGUCGGUUUUCCUUCUUCUCCUUUAGAACGUAGCAAUACUAAGUGUACGUUUAUAGGAUCCUUCCCAGACUCUGCAUCGUCUGUUCAAGAUUCUGUUGAAACCUCGUCACCACAUUCAGCAUGACCCUUGGGCUGGUCUUCCCGAGCUGACGAACAAGGAUGGUGAAUAUUGUCCAGAUUCGUGCAAAACGCAGGCGUGGAGCAACAGCACAAUUCUCGACUUCUUACAGACCGUCCAUGAAAUGAACACUACAUAAAUGGACUCUGGCUGUAUCGAUACGCUUUUCUUUACUUGUAGUAUUUAUCGUAGUGAUGGAUUUGUUGGAUAAGCAGGCUGUAUUCAUAGGAUUCAAGUUGUAGAUUUUCAAUCCUAGCGGGGAUUCCUCAUUUGUUUUGUGGUGUUAUCAGUCAGAUUUGAUGAGAUCAAAGUGAUCGAGCGCCGGAGCCAUAAGU
Somion occarium is the source of this 5190-nucleotide messenger RNA. The record is from the annotation of a GenBank genome assembly. Lineage: Eukaryota; Fungi; Basidiomycota; Agaricomycetes; Polyporales; Cerrenaceae.